This is a messenger RNA of Cladophialophora psammophila CBS 110553, 549 nucleotides long. RefSeq lists its product as uncharacterized. The record is from RefSeq and is a predicted model, not a curated record. NCBI's taxonomy places the organism in Eukaryota, Fungi, Ascomycota, Eurotiomycetes, Chaetothyriales, Herpotrichiellaceae. The transcript has a single exon. Bases 1 to 549 code for a protein of 182 amino acids.
AUGGCCGAUACAGAGAAGAUACUCGCCGAACUAGCAUCCUUGCGAAGUACGGUGUCCUCUCUCCAGAAAUCUCUAUCAGAGACCCAAGACAUUCAAGCCGUUCAAUGGCUUCUCAAUCACUACACCGCGCUCCACGACGACGCAUGCUUCGACCUCGAGAAGCGGCAGGAGUGGGAGAACCUGUUCUGUGAAGACGGCGUCGCCGUCUACCCUUACGGCCAACACGUCGGGCGCGCCGGCAAAGGAGCAUGGGCGUUUGGCGGCGUGAGCUACUUCGAGUGCUGCCAACUCCUCUCGUCCAACUUCGACAUUGAAUUCUCCCCAAACCGCAAGCGCGCGUACGUGCGCACGAACUGCAUCGCGCAGUGGAUGAAGCGCAAGGACAUCUACGACGACCACUUCGACGAGGGAGGCUUCUACAACUGGGUCCUGAGGAAGGAGGCCGACGGCAAGUGGAGGAUCGAGAGGGUCCAUUUGACCAUUACCUGGACGACGGGCGAGGAUCCUACGGGCGUGGGCCCAAAGACCAAGGCGCCCGCAAAGCUUUGA